Messenger RNA from Hirundo rustica (Barn swallow), 1503 nucleotides. It is a transcript of the gene MADCAM1, whose product is annotated as mucosal vascular addressin cell adhesion molecule 1. Gene Ontology annotation, biological process: integrin-mediated signaling pathway; heterotypic cell-cell adhesion; leukocyte tethering or rolling. The coding region runs from base 2 to 1312 and encodes 436 amino acids. The transcript has 5 exons. NCBI's taxonomy places the organism in Eukaryota, Metazoa, Chordata, Aves, Passeriformes, Hirundinidae. Gene Ontology annotation, molecular function: integrin binding involved in cell-matrix adhesion. The record is from RefSeq and is a predicted model, not a curated record. Gene Ontology annotation, cellular component: membrane.
GAUGGGUCCGGCUCCUGUCCUUCUCCUCCUCGGCUCACUGUGGGGCUGCAGCGGGCGCCCCGCUGACAGGCUGGUGGUGACACCGCGGGAGCCGGUGGUGUCGUUUGGGGGCUCGACAGAGCUGAACUGCUCCUUGGCCUGCCCAGGGGGCAAGGUGGAAUGGAGGGGGCUGGACACCGCCCUGGGGACCAUCUCCUCCUUCUCCACCCACAGCAUCCUGCACGUCCGACACGCCACCGUGGCCACGGAGGGCAUGAAGAUCUGCGAGGGCAGAUGCCACGGGCAGCACUACCAGAAAACCGUCCCACUCAAAGUCUACGCCCUCCCAGACACGCUGAGGCUGGAGGCAGCUCCCCACACCCUGCGCCCAGGACACCCCGCCAACCUGAACUGCUCUGCCACGCACCUCUAUCCUAUUGCUGGGGUGACCCUCACCUGGUACCGGGGCCAUCAGGUGGUGGAGAACACAGACUUUGAUUUUGAGGAGACCGAUGAGGAGCUGUACAACAUUGUUUCCAUCCUGUCCCUGAAAGGGACCGAGGUGGCAGAAGGGGUGGAGUUCAGGUGCGAGGUGAAGCUGAACGUUGGGCAGGAGACCUUCACCCUGGUGGCAUCUCUGGUGGCAAGUGCUGAGGCUGUGAUGGAGCAGCCGGUGGCUGUGGUCACCUCCACAGAGAGCCCCGGCACAGCCAGGCCCGUGGCCACCACAGCGCUUCCUCCAGGGUCAAGUGUCCCUACAGGUGACCCCACCACAGCACAGGAGCCCAACAUUGGGACCACCCUGGAUCUGGCUGUUGUCACCAACCCUCCCUCCACGGAGCCCUCUGUGCCCCAGGACCUCACCUCAGGCAGCCCCACGGCGCCUGUGGCCACCACCACCCCCCCUGGCUCUGUCACGGCGGGGACAGGGCCAUCCGUGGGGACAGUGCCUCCCUGCAGCCUGCAGAUCUGGUCGCUGCCUCCCACCGGGACGCGGGGCAGGGCCCUGCGCAUCGAGUGCCACGCUCGGUGCGCCGGGAACGCCACGGUGGGCUGGCUCCGGACCCCCGCAGCCCUCUCGCAGUACCGGGAGGAGUCCGCGGGCAGCAGGACCGCGUUGCACCUGGACCGCGCCGAGCCCUGGCACCAGGGCCACUACCAGUGCGUCCUGCUCGGCCACCGCGCCCAGGUGGUCAGCCUGGAGGUGAUGGUCGUGGACGAUUCCUUCAGCUCGAGCGCUGCCAUUGCUAUGGGGACAGCGGGAUCGCUCCUGGGGCUCAUCGUGAGCGGAGCCGUGUCUCGACGCCUUUGGAAACUAUUCAGAUCACGGUAGCAGCUGUCCUAGGAGUGGGAGCAGCCGGCUGAUGGCCCCAGCCCUCCAGCCGUGUCCCUGCUGUCCCUCCGGCUGCCGCUGGCCUCGCCCGGCCCCCGGCCAGCAAGAAGGAGCGGGAGCAAGAGGGGGAGCAGCUCCGGCGGCUGCCGCGGGAGGCAAAGCCUGGAAGGGCAAUGAGCAGAGGGGUGACA